Guillardia theta CCMP2712 is the source of this 531-nucleotide messenger RNA. RefSeq lists its product as hypothetical. Lineage: Eukaryota; Cryptophyceae; Pyrenomonadales; Geminigeraceae. Gene Ontology annotation, cellular component: pyruvate dehydrogenase complex. The transcript has 2 exons. Gene Ontology annotation, biological process: pyruvate decarboxylation to acetyl-CoA. The coding region runs from base 1 to 531 and encodes 176 amino acids. Gene Ontology annotation, molecular function: dihydrolipoyllysine-residue acetyltransferase activity. The record is from RefSeq and is a predicted model, not a curated record.
AUGCGAUUUUUCUCUUCACUGCCUCCUCACAUGGAGCUUGCGUUUCCUGCUCUCUCACCCACCAUGAAGGCGGGUAACAUAGCCAAGUGGAUGGUGAAAAUCGGGCAGAAGAUUGCUCCCGGAGACCAUCUCUGUGACGUGGAGACAGACAAGGCGACCAUGGCGUGGGAGGCUCAAGAGGAAGGAUACGUUGCUGCGAUCCUUAAAGAAGACGGGGCCUCAGACGUGGCCGUGGGAGAGAUCGUUAUGGUGGUAUGCGAGAGCUUGUCUGAUGUCAGUGCGUUUGAAAACUUCAAGCCAUCAGCGCCACAGGCAGCAGCAGCUCAGGCAGCAGCACCGCAGGCCGCAGCCCCUACGCCCAAGGCGCCACAGCCUGCGGCAGCAUCAAAGCCCGCUCCUGCUCCUGCAGCAGCAUCUGCAGAAGGUACCAGCGUGACCUUGGACGGGAAUUUGCUUCAGCAGCUGAAGGCAAAGAAGUGGGCAUUCUCGAAAGAGUUUGGUCUUCCAGCUGCUCAGUGCAAGUACUACUGA